Molecule: messenger RNA, 1990 nt
Organism: Maylandia zebra (zebra mbuna)
Lineage: Eukaryota; Metazoa; Chordata; Actinopteri; Cichliformes; Cichlidae
Source: RefSeq, a predicted model, not a curated record
UAUUUCAAAAAUAUUCUAGAAUUUUUAGAUUCCAAGAGGAAAUUUUUGCAUUGUGACACAGCUGAAAAGCUAUCUGAAGAACUUUUUAAAUAUACAAAGUAUGUUCCAAAGCAGGAAGAUGGAUAUAAAGCACAGCAGUGGUACUGGCCACUAGUAAAGUGUGUGACUGUCAGGGUGCCAAACAAUAAGUUUCUCCAGCAUGUCACACUUGUGGACCUUCCUGGAAAUGGCGAUCGCAACAAGAGCAGGAACGAAAUGUGGAGACAAAUUGUUGGAGAUUGUUCUACUGUGUGGAUUGUGGCUGAAAUUACUCGGGCAGCAUCAGAGAAUGAGGCCUGGGAGAUUCUAAAAAGUGCACAUGGCCUCAUUGGAAAUGGUGGUCAGUGUGAGCAAAUUCACUUUAUCUGCACCAAGUCUGAUCCUUCAGACAAUCGAGAUAUAAAAAACAAGGAAGCCAAGAAAGAAGUGACGAGUGAAUUCCGGGAACUGAAUGAGAGUCUGAGUGACCACUUCAGUGAGGACUGCUUCAAAGUGUUCACAGUGAGUGCUGAAGAGUUCCUAAAAAGAAAAGGUGUAAAAGAAGAUGUCAAUGAAAUAGCCAAACUUCAAGACUUCUUGCAAAAUUGCAAUGAUUGUCACUCUGAGACAUGUAACUAUGUGACUGGAGCUUAUGGGAUUCUGUCUUUGAUUGAAGGAGCCAGGCGCAGAAAAGAGGGUGUUGGAAAAGCAGAUGAUGUAUGUAAAGUCCUUGAGAAAAACAUGAGGGAACAACUUAAUACAGUAAAAACAGCAGUUGAAGAAGCAACCAAGGACUUUGAACAGUGUCUCGCAGAAGGGAUUAAAAAUUUCAUAACCUCUGAAAAAAAACUGAAGACCUUUUUGUAUCGUAAAGACCGCAGUUUUUUCAGCACACUACAGGCUGUAGUUAAGAGGGACGGCAUCCACACAACAAAAUACGGGGAACAAAUAGACCUCAACAUGAUGUUGGCUUCAUGCCUGACUGACAGCAUUGAUAAAAAGUUCAGAGAGACCUUCCCAAAUGACAUUAAAUGUGGAUCAUUCAAAGGAGUCAUAAGCAGGUUUUCACUUGGCACCAAUUCACUGAUUCAAAAAUACAAUGAUGUCGAACUACAGCUGAUAUUUCUUCAGACACAGGAGGACAAAAUGAAGGCUCGAAUGGAGAAAUUCAUCCUGAAGCAGAAGAAGAAAAUCUACACCAGUCUAACAGAGACAGUUAAGGAAAACAUGACAAAAUGUUACAUUGAAGCAAAAAAAAUUGAGGGAGAUGGAGCACUGGAAGACAUGAGGAAGACUAUUGAGAGACAUGUGUACUCAAAUAAGAAAAUGUAUGAGGAGGCAAAAAAGACCAUGUUGAUGAAGAUGGAUGCAUUGAAGAAAGUCAUGCUGUUCACGCUCGAGAAAAUCAUGAAGGAAGCCAUUGAAUUCUCACUGAAGACUGCUGCCUACUCACUCCCAGAUGUUUCAGAGUAUCUUGAGACUUUGACAACACAUUAUAAUCAACUUCAAGGUGGUCAAGAUGAAGAAAUGUUACAACAGUAGCUGGGUAAAAAUAAAAAUGGUAUUAUUAUUUUUGUAAUACUUAAAUUAAUCAGCUUUGAUUACCUGUUUUGUGUUUAAUUACAUAAAUAUUGCUUUUACUAAACUAGAACUUAUAUCCCUGGCAAGCCUGAUUUGGAUAAUCAGAAGAAGACAUUGAUUUAUUUCUGCAUCACAUUUUAGCAUCUUAUAGUAUAUUCUAAUGUUUUAAUUGCAUGUGUUAAGUCUUAGUUCAUUGAAAUGAGAGCCAUUAGUUUAUGGAUAUGUUUUUCAGUUUUAUCUUUGAGCCUUAUAUAGCACAAUAUUUUUUAUUGCAAUUUCAGAAUCAGAAUUUUUUUCCUGCAUUACAUUGGUUUCUUUGGGUGUCAUGAAUAAUAAUACACCAGCAUUACUAUCAGCUUCUACUUCAGCUACUAGUUUAUAAUUUUAUUUU